Molecule: messenger RNA, 1356 nt
Organism: Microthlaspi erraticum
Lineage: Eukaryota; Viridiplantae; Streptophyta; Magnoliopsida; Brassicales; Brassicaceae
Source: the annotation of a GenBank genome assembly
AUGGCUGCUUUCUUCAAUGGAGAAACUGAAAUGAGAGAAACCACUUCCGAUCUUUUAAUGAUGAACAUGAAUCCGUUCUCUUUCCCGACAACGACCAUUAAUGCUCACAACCAUCACUUGUACAACUUGUGCGUCGCGUCCCAACAACAUGGACCGCGAGUGAGCAAAUUAGAUGAAGUUGAUCAUAUCGAACAAGGGAACUCUUCGAUCUCCACGGUUUCAAACGGAGGAGUAACGCAAAGCAUCAGGGUUUUGGCUCCGACCUACUUGAAAGCUGCUCAAGAAUUGCUCGAUGGGAUGGUCAGUGUUGGAAACGGUAUCCGUGGCGCCAAACAAGAGCAACAUAUGAAUAAGGGGUCGGAGAUUUAUGGAUUGUAUAAUAGUUUUGGGGACAUCAACGGUGGCCGUAAACCCGAUGUGGCUGCUUGUCGGCAAGAAUUGCAGAUUAAGAAAGAAAAGCUCAUGUCCAUGAAGGAAAAGGUUGAACAGAGAUACAAGCAAUACCACGACCAAAUGCAUGCUACAAUCUCAUCGUUUGAGCAAGCCGCAGGUUUCGGAUCAGCAAACUCAUACACAAACAUGGCGUUACAAACGAUAUCAAAACAGUUUCGUGCUGUAAAAGACGUGAUAUGUUUGCAAAUCAAACACAUAAACAAGCUGUUGGGUGAAAAAGAAUGUGAAGGAGUAAGGUUAGUUGACGAGCAGCUUAAGCAGUUGGGGAAGAUGCACUAUUCAAAUGCUUGGAGACCGCAACGAGGUUUGCCGGAGACAGCUGUUUCUGCUCUGCGGGCUUGGCUCUUUCAACAUUUUCUUCAUCCUUAUCCAAGGGAUUUGGAUAAGGAAAUGCUUGCCAAACAGACUGGCCUUACUAAGAGCCAAGUGUCAAAUUGGUUCAUAAAUGCUCGAGUUCGAGUGUGGAAGCCAAUGGUGGAGGAGAUGUAUAGGGAAGAAAUGAAUAUUGAAGAAAGCAGAAGAGGAGUUGACCUCACUGAACACAGAAACAAAGGUUCAUCUUCUAAGCAACUUUACAAUAAUACAAUUUCAGAUGAAUCUUCAAACUUGAUCUUACCCGCUUUUCAUCAAGGAUUCAUUGAAAAUGAACUCCCUACGCAAACCUCAUCUUCAAGUUACAGCACAGUGACGUUCAGGAAGCAACACGUGAAUCAAGCUAACUUAAUCCAUUUCAAUGGAGGGUUCGAAAACUAUCACACAAUGACUGGAAACGCCGUCUCUCUUUCUCUUGGCCUGCCAUAUUCUUGCGACCAAACCUUCAACAACAUUCAGUUUGUGUCGACAAGUCAUGGAACCGAUAUCUCCGGAAUAUACCCCUCUUCAACCUACCAAAUCAUGGAUUAG